Molecule: messenger RNA, 2781 nt
Organism: Marchantia polymorpha subsp. ruderalis
Lineage: Eukaryota; Viridiplantae; Streptophyta; Marchantiopsida; Marchantiales; Marchantiaceae
Source: the annotation of a GenBank genome assembly
AUCGACCGCCGAUCGAUCCAAUGCAUCUCGGAUCCGAUUUGAAAAGCUUCGCCGCUGCGAGUCCUUCGCCCGCUGAUGAAUUGGCGCUCGAGGCGCCCGUUGCGAAUGGAGGAGUAUUGACGCAGCACCGCGAGGAAAUGUGGCGAGCAAGGGAGGAAUUCGUCGCGCGUCCCAUUAUUCUGAGCUUCGAGGUCACUGCUGCUGCUGCUGCUGCUGGAGGAGGAGGAAGAGGAGAGCAGGCGAGCAUUUUGCGAGGGGUGGGGCGAUCGAGACGACGACGAUGAUGCGAUGGUUCGUGCAGGGAGAAAGUUACCGACUAGAGAAGUGACUUCUGCUUUGGAUAUUGAAAGCUACUUUUGAACAUCUAUUCGUAACCAUGAGAUCAGCGGAGUUUUUUGACUUCUAGACAGAUUCUGCAGUUUAUUCUCCUGUUAUCUUGGAAUAUGGACCUGAAGACGGUAGUGUACAAACGUCGCCCAAAGAAGAAGAGUGUUUCAGAUGUGCCUGAUGCCGAAGCGGCCGAGAUAAUAUCUGACAUUGACACAGUCCAGAUUCCUCGCAAUGCCGGAUCCAGAUCUAACGAUGGGGCGAAACCUGUGAGCGGUGGCAAGAAAAACGACAGAAAGAGUUGGGUUGAUCAUUCGCUGUCAAACAGAGGAAGACGAAGCAGUCUGAGUUUUGGAGAAGCAUACGAUCUUUCCACAAUGGCUUUCAAAUGGAUAGACUCAGUGGGGUCUCGUUUCAUACCAGAUUGGGGUUCCAAGAAAAAGAAGAAACAAGGAAAUAGUGAUCGCAGUGGAACAGUGAAAAAAUCAUCGAUGGCCAACCGCAGCAAAAGGAUCGAACCCCCGGAGGAUUUUGUCCAAGAAAAGUUGGCCAUGUUUGCUGAGAUCGAUGCCUUUGAUCUGCAAUCGGAAGAAGAGAGAUGUACGUGGAGUCGCCAGCACGAAGCUUAUGUUGACUUCCCCAAGGAACUUGGUCCGAAGAAUCGGCAACGGAAAGGCGCUCUAGAGAUUGUCCCAGAAGCCGGGUCGGAGGAGCUUAGCUCAGAAAGCCUAAGUGCAGCGCUGAGUGCAGCCCUGCAAUCUCCAGAUUCGGUCAGCGCCCAUUAUGCAGGUCGCAGGGAUUCUGUUACCUCGAAGGGACGCAUUGAAACGCUUGACUUCAGGCUCAGACACGAUGGCUUCGAUCAAGCCAGGGAACCAUCUGGCGACGCCUUUGUGCGCACGGAAGUUGUGCAUGGAUGGAAUCUGGAUUCUGAUGAUGAGGAAGAUGUGAAAUCCAGGCCCAGGUCAUCAGACUCUAGAAGAUAUUCUGCUGAAAGCGAAGCGAGCGAGAGGAGACUUACAGCUGAGAGGAAUCCGGACGACAGGAGAUUUUCAGCUGAAAGUAUAUCGAGCAAGGGUAGAUUAUCCGACGGAAGUAGAUCAGAGCAGAACCUAUAUUCAGGGGAUGUAGAUGUUUUGACUUCUGGUCUAAGAAGUUUACAAGUUGGCGAAAACUUCCGCGUAAGCACCGGAGAACGGCUUAAGUCUUUGGUGGAGGAUGGUGAGGAUGAGGAAGGUUGCAGUGAGAGCGAAGAGGCCGAAGACUCGGAAGAUUCGCUGCCUUUUGGAGAGCUACUUUUAGGAACAGACCUUCUUCCAAUCUUUGAGGCCUUAAUGAAGGAAUGUCACCAAACCCGACCAUUAUCCCUAAGAGAAGCCAUUUCCAAUUUCUGUGACAUCUCGGACAUAGUGAAGUUAGGCGAAGGGACAUUUGGUGAAGCUUUUAAAGGUGAUGGUUGCGUCUUCAAGAUUGUUCCCAUGGAUGGGGAGACUCUGGUGAAUGGAGAAGUUCAAAAGACAUCUGCAGAGAUUUACAGUGAGGUGCUCUUGACGAACACUCUCACCCGUUUGCGCUGUGUCAAAAGUGAUGCCUCUUCCAGAAGUUCAAAUUUUUGUACAAAUUUCAUCGAGACUAAACGUAUUUACAUCUGUCAAGGGACCUACGAACAGGAGCUGAUUAAAGCCUGGGAAGAUUGGGAUGCUAUUCGUGCUUCAGAUAAUGAUCAUCCGAUGAUUUUCCCUCAAAAGCAGCUGUUUGUCGUUUUUGUGCUGGCAGAUGGUGGUAUAGAUUUAGAGACAUUCGUUCUCUUUAGCUUCAAUGAGGCACGCAGCAUUUUGUUUCAAGUCGUGCUCGCUCUGGCCGUUGCAGAGGAGGCCUGUGGAUUUGAGCAUCGUGACUUGCACUGGGGAAAUAUCGUGCUAGCUAGAGAUUACAAAAAUGAGUAUGGCUACUACAAGUUACUGGAUAAAGACAUACGCGUCAAAACAUUUGGUGUUUCCGUCUCAAUAAUUGACUUCACCCUGUCACGUAUUGACACCGGCAAGCAAGUGUUUUUCUGUAAUCUAUCGAAUGAUCCAGAGCUUUUUGAAGGUCCCACACGAGAUGUCCAGUCCGACACUUACCGAAGGAUGCUGAAUCUGACCGAGGGCCAUUGGGAAGGAAGUUUCCCCAAGACCAACUGCUUUUGGAUCCACUAUGUGACCGACAUUCUUCUGAACAAAAAGUCUUUUCCUGCUUCUUCGCAAGAGAAACGUGCCCUGCGGUCCUUCAGCAAACGAGUUUUGCUUUACGAUUCAGCAAAUGCAGCAUCGUCAGAUGAUUUUUUUCAUGAUCUGAAGAUCGUCUAAAGCGUGUAGUAUAGUUAGCAGCCUUAGGAACUCGGCAUUAUACCGAUAUGUACAAACUCCCAGAUUGUUUUCAACGAAGUCCCACUUUCCCAUGGGUAUUCCUUUU